AGCCGUUGUGGAAGAGCGGCCGCACGGCCCGCACGACUCGCUGUGUGCGCGUGUGUGCGUGUGUAUUCGUAUGCGCGCGUGUGGUUCAGGUCGGGCCGAGAGAUUUAACCGUGUGGGUGAUUUUAUGGAGUAUCUGCAGUUGAUGGAUUUAUGGCGUCGAGAAUCACGUUGCUGUGUUGUCUGCUAACGGUAGCGUCGUCCAGUUCCUGCGACAAAGAGGGCCAGUGCAUUCCGAGGGGCAUCAACUUCACUCGCCUGUCUGGUGCAAAACUGGUAGCGGUGAAAGGUGAGCCCCUCCUGCUGGACUGCUCGGUGUCGGUGCUGCCGGAGCUGGCUCCGUACAACAUCACCUGGAAUCACAAUGGAAAGCCAUUGGACUGGAGCAUCACAGAAUACACUGUGCUGUCGAAUGGUUCCCUGCUCAUCGAGCAGUUUGCCUACCAGAAGAAGAAGAAUGGCCGAAGGGAUAAUGGCACAUAUACUUGCAUGGUGCACACAAAGGCUGGCACCAUGUUCAGUCGCCCAGUUCAAGUUGAACUAGCACGCAUGCCCAAAGGCUUCUCCGAGGAGCCUCAACCAUUGAGCGUUGCUACUGGCAGCAUCGCGAGGUUUGCGUGCCAUGUCAUGUCUGUACCAGCUGCGCUGUACAACUGGCAGCGCAACUUGGAGGAUGUGCCGCCUGACGAUAAACGGUUCACACAGCUCUCUUCUGGGGCCCUGCAGAUUGUUAAUGUUACAGCUGCUGAUGCUGGAAGCUAUCGCUGCAUUGCGAAAAGUGCUGCAAAGACCCAGUACAGUGCUGAAGCUGCAUUGACAGUGUUACAGUCAGCUCGUCAUGUGGAAGCCCCUGAUCAGCCGCCAGAGUUCCUAAACCCAUCUUCUCAGGAGCUGACACUUGUUACGGGAGACACAGUUGAGCUUGAAUGCUUUGCCAGGUCAUCACAGCACACUUUUGUCACAUGGAUACGGCAAGGUGGAGCACUUUUGCCUGAAGGCCGCAGCACUUAUUUCGGUCAAGGUAAUUUACGGAUUACCAAUCUGACUCGAAGCGACGCUGGUACCUACAAAUGCCUUAUCAGCACAUCGCGAACUACAGCUACCGAGACACUUUCAUUAGCAUCCCAGUCACACACAUUGACCAUUUAUGAACCCCCAACCUUUGCAUCAGACAUGAUAAGUCGAGUUCGCCCCGCUGCUCGUACAGUUCGAUUCGAUUGCGAUGCCCAGGGAUAUCCUCCACCUGAAGUGCGCUGGUUCAAAGAUGGCCAGCCCCUAGUCAUCAAUGGUCGCAUUAAGGUGAUGCGGUCGGAGGACAACAAGUAUCUGCGGAAGGUACGGCGCCACAUGGUUGAAGAAAGUGGCCCGCCGCACCAGCGGCGCCCCGCGAGCAAUGUGCUCGUCAUCUCUCACCCAGUCAAGCGUGAUGCAGGCUUUUACCAGUGCCUGGCAACCAACAUAGCUGGCCUAAACACCCUUGCUGCUCGACUGGUGCUGAAUGCCUCAGGGGACCAGCCAAGCCCUCCGACUGGUCUGAAGGCUGUGACAAAUUCAAGCACAGCCAUUCUGCUUUCCUGGAAUCCCUCUGCCAUAUCGCCGGGACAGACAAUCCAGGCCUACUCAAUCCACUACCUCCCCACAGCCGGUGGCAAUGAGCUUCAGAAGGUCUCUGUGAACACGGCACUCCUUAUAGAAAAGCUGACGCCAUUCACCAACUACACAUUCUACGUGCGAGCCUACAGUGGCAAGAGCGCCAGCGAGCAGUCGGAGAAAGUCACCCAAAUCACUGGAGAAGAUGUGCCACUUGGUGCACCAUCUGUGACUGUCACCAGCCUUACUCCCACAACCAUGCACAUCUCGUGGACUGAGCUCCCUCCAACAGUUGCCAGGGGCAACAUCGCAUUCUACCGCAUCCACUACCGCCUGCACGGGCAGAAUUACAACAAUGUCUUGGUUGUCAAGGGAACCGUCCGAGAGUACACCAUCACUGGUCUGGAACAAACCAAGGAGUACGAUGUUCGAGUUAUGGCUGGAACAGCUGAAGGCUUUCCAGUUCUCUCGGAUGACGCUUGGCCCUGGGUCACGUACCGCAUGCCUCAUAAGUCCUCCUCAACUAUGCCAUUGCCUCCAGUUUUGUACCUGAUCGUCAUCAAUGCCACUACCCUGGAGGCCCGGUGGUCUGUGUCCCCCGAGGAAAAGAACCCGUUGUCGGGCUUCAGGCUGCGCUUUCGAGAGCAGGGCAGCCAGUUCCUGGACCCGAUUGUCCUGCCCCACACAACCUUCUCCUAUGUAGUCUACAACUUGAGACCUCAAACCUGGUACGAGGUGCAUGUAUCUUGCUUCAACCAUCUUGUGGAUGGCCAGGAAGCUGUACAGACAAUCCUGACCCACCCUGAAAACCUGACAGUAGAGGGUGACGUGGACCCACCCGGUGGCUUAGAAGCGGAGCCAACAUCGCCACGUUCUAUUCACCUGUCCUGGAAGCCUCCUAACUCUAUUCACAACAUCACCUACUACACUGUUCGCUACAGUGCUGUUCAUCCCCAAAACCACAUGAACUCUUCUGUGGUACAUUACGUUCGAAGCACGACACCGGAAGUGGUUGUGAAGGACCUGCAGCCAUACACGUUGUAUGGCUUCGCCGUGAGAUCCCACGAGGCUGACAAUCGCCCUGGCCAUUUCAGUCAGCUCAUCGAAUGUAGGACAAGCGAGGACACACCUACCGUGCCCCGAGACAUCACUUGGGCACCUGUCGACCUUGGCUCCAUAAGGCUCAACUGGCUGGUGCCUGAGUUCCCCAAUGGUGUAAUUCAGGCCUACCACAUCUUCUACAAUGCCAACGUGGUUGACACAACACAGGUUGACAAGUGGAAGAAUAAGCAAGAACCAGGCACGCAACUGACAUCUAUACUGAAUGGGUUGUCCAUCAACACGGUGUACUCAUUACGCAUGCAAGCCCAGACCACAGCUGGCCUUGGUCCCCUGACCCAAGUCAUCAAGUUUGUCAUCAGUGUGCCAUCACGCAGCACCAUCUCUCCGCACCCUCAAGCUGCAGGCCAGGAAGCAAACGAUCCAUCUCUGGGAAUAAUGCUGGGUGUACUGGCUGGCCUGUUGUGCAUGGCUGCAUGUGCAGUCAUCAUACUCUAUAAGAACAGCAAAUGCGGCUGUUCUGGUAGCAUCACGGAGCAGCAUGGACCGUCCAGUGGCAGGUCGUGCUUUGCAGCGUUUUUUGGUCAGUGCAAGAUGCCAGCCCCUGCUCGCGAACUUGAAGUACUUUCAGUUACUUCUCCCAGUCCUGGAAACCACCUUGACACAAAGGGAGGCUACCCAGCAACGCAGUGUAACGGCAAGACGAACGGGCAUGCCAGAGGGAAGCAGCCAAAUGGCACAGCGCCAAACGGACAUGUGGGCAACGGCAGCGCCGUUUGCUUUAUGAAACCUUCUAGUUCGCAAAAGCAAAGGACCGACGAGGACCCAGAACCUCGGCUCCCAUUGCCGCGCAGCCAGCAUCGUUACAAUGCUCACGACUGCUCCGUGCAAGAAGACGGGGACGCGUGGGACCCAGACGCCGUGCCGGCACCUACGCCGCUCCUUGCAGACGACUCUGCCGCGAGCGGAAUUUGGAAAGCUACCGACAACUCGACAGCCGCCGAGGACGGCACGCUCGACGUGGUGGUCGGCUCGGCCAACGACCAGAGUGCCUCCUUGCGUCUCCUGCGCAGUGGUCCGUCAGAACAGACCAGUGUGACGUUGCACAGUUCGGGGGAGACCAAAAACCUCGUGGGACCCAUCUAGUAGAACUCGUGGGGACCUACUGCUCGCGGGGAAAAAGAAAAAGAAAUUGGAGAGAUGGACAAAGCUCAGCACUACCCUUGUGCAGGUUCCUUGCUGACAGUGUUGUGUGCUGGCCAUAUGUCGCUUGAAAGUCACCGAAAUUUCUGUGUGAGCCAACAAACUAGGGGAAAAAAAAGAAGGAAUGGCAGGUAGGCGUAAAAAUGACAUUGGAGCUCGUGCGUUUAGGAAGAGGCUCUGUGCCUUGUUAGUGUACAUUGUAAAAAAAAAAAAUUUAUUUCCGUCGCUUUAUCAAACAGCCUCAAGGUGUGGGCCCAUUGGCCAGCAGAUGCUAGUCAGGAGUGUAUGCCCAACUCGGCUGUUGUCCAAGAACCACGUUGGCAUAUGAUGGCACGACAUUGUGCGCAAGGAACCUCGGUCUGUAGCUAAGUCAUUUGUUUGACUUUCCUGAUGUCCGGUGACUAGUGGAGACCCUCGCAGCAGCUUGAGUCAAAGCACAUUUUGCUCUUCGACCUGACACAUCAUGGCAAAGCACUAUAGUAUUGCUCGUUCCGAGCAUAUGUUACCGAUAGCAGUACAAACGUGACCAAACGGGGUAUUGACAGUGAUGAUGCUGGUGGCAAUGUAGCUAGGCAUUUCUUGCUAUUGGUAUGAGCAACUUAUUUGUUGGGUCUGAUGUCUCUACUUGUCCCUAAGGUCACAAGGUGUAAUUGAAAACAAAAUUUAACCGAGUUUUCAGUUGGCCGCUUUUCCGUCCUAGAGCACAAACAUUUAUAGUGAAGUGUGCUCUGCGUGGAAAAGAAACUGAAGCUUUGUGCGUGUGUGUUUUCUUCAUUACUUCAUAGAAAAAGCGGAGGAGGGGGGGUAAUUUUGUUCAAUGUCAUGAAAAGAAAUGCCUUAUAGCAUCUUCAUUGUCAACAGCUCCCCUGGUUGCAGCUUGCCUGAUGACAGCAGUGUAAUUUCUGAUAUGGUGACAAACUUGAAAAGCUUCCGUGCCACUGGUGGCAUGGUUACAAGAAGCUUGCGGCGAAAGCAGCUUUAUGUCCGAAAGUGGCAGAGGUUGCACAGGGGCAUACGGGGAAUCUCAUCUUUCGCUCUACUUCACGCUCAGGUUACUCAGCUAAGAAUCAUUACACACGCCCAGUGAAGAAAAAGAAAACACCAGUGUCGACCAUAAAUAGGAAACAGUGGUACAAGAAAAAAAAAACUCUGGACACACAAAGCAACAAAAGAAGCGGGUAUUUUUUUGUUUACUGUUUCCAUUUUUACACACAUAUAUAUUUAUACAAAGGCUUCACGCCAUUUCCAGUGUGUCCAUAUGAACGGCAGGCAGAAUGCUGAUGCUGCUAUUUUCUUUAGGCUCUCUUGCUCUCCACUGCUGAAUUGGCACUUUACUGACAAGGAGAGGUUGCUGGGGGAAAAAAAAGAUCGCAAACAAAAGUGUCUCAUUUGCCAAAUUUGUGCCUGACACAGAAACGUACGGGCUAACACCUCUCAGGGCACUGACACCACUUUCACGCUUUGUACCGACACCCGCAGAUUGCCCCUUCAGUCGUGCGUCAUAAUACCACAUUGCAACAAAAAAAAAAAAAAAAAUGGGGAGGGGGGCCUUCGUGUGCGGUCCCAGGGCCGCUGACUCGAUCGAUCACUUUUUGGCUGUAAUUACUUUCCAGUAAAUUAUCACGUUGCCGUAGCAACAGGCACCCGAAAACGUUUGAUAAGAGCACUUCAGCAUCACGGUGCAUAAAUAAUGCUUGCAAUGAAUGUUUACACUUCCCAGUUGCUUGCCUAACACGUGCUUGCACUGGUAAAAACCGGCCUGCAUACAGGCCGCGAAAGCAGCAUCUCUGAACUGAAAGCAGUGAUUUGGAAAUCCAGUUUCACCUCAUUCUUAAUUGACCAUUUUCGGCGAUGCGUUCAUUCUUUCAAUGACGUAACGCCCGAUGCCCCGCUUGAAUGACAUGCAUCAUCGUGUCAGCCCGUCUGCAAGAGGUGUGCACCACUCUUUUUUCGUUGCGCACAGGCCAAUCGGCACAAUCGGAAAGUUGUUAUCUCCAAACGUGGUCGAUCAGAAACACGACCACAGCUCCUUCAAAGACUUGUAUAGAUGCCGCUUCUUCCUUUUCCCUACUUCCAUUUCUCGUUCUCACCCCCCCCCCCCCUCCCCUCCCGCCCAACACAAUACGACCAGCAUGUCAUUAGGUGCGAGGACACUAAGAUCAGAAUCUCGCUAGGGAGAUGGCUUUUUCUUUUAACACGCGCAUGAAAAGGAUCAUGUGCCUGUACGUGUAAGCUUUCCUCGCUUUUGUGCUGCUUUUUACGAAGCAUUUAAGUCUUGAAAGAGAGAGAAAUUUUGGGGAACGACACUCCUCCUGGCACAUGCACACACACUCACACACAUUCACACAGACAAGCCAAAGUGCUAAAACAUAACGUGUGUGCACACUCACAAAAAGCACGUGUUCAGCGGUACAAAGAGCUGCCCUUCUUUCAUCACUCCAGGGACUCGCACGAACAGAGUCCUCGCUAAGGUACAAAGUACUGCAUUGCCCCAGUACGCCAAAGACAUGGCUACUCGUCAUUUGCUACACACAUUGCAGCCUAUGGUACUUUCUGCUUUGUUCCAUAACUAUAGCGUGUUAUGUUCAAAAAGAGAAAUAGUAUAUAUUUCAUGUGGACGUGCGUUAUUUUGUUUUUCUUUAUGAAAAAAUUUUAUACGUGAAGUCUCCUUAGCACGUGCAGUGGGGCUUUAGCAUUUGCAGUCCCCCGCAGCUGUUCGGUGGUAGGUGCUUCCCACUGCUGCACUCGAAAUCGCAGGUUCGGUUCGUUGCCACGACAGCUGUGUAGGAUGGAGUGCACUUUUCACGGAAAUCUCAUUAGCGCACUAAAUUACAGUGUGCGUCAUAGUUGGGACGAGACCAAGCUGGUGCCCUCGACGGUGCCUUAUCGCCUGUGUAGUGCCCCUGAGGCUGGAAAACAACUCCAGCUUAAAUUCGUAUGAUAAUGUCCGUGAAUACUCGAUAAAAUUUCGUUGCAAUGAAGGCCAUGUGCUUUGAGACUGUCAUUGUUGCCGUUGAGUUUUAUUCAUGACUAAGGUUCGGGAAGAAACCUCAACAUUUAAGGGGGAAAAAAAACUUAUCAUAUUGAAGAAAACCGUGUUCUAAUGAGGCUUCACUUUGCCACUAGAGAGCCGCAUUGUUUUCACGGUGGCAAAAAUUUUUAUAAUUCUUUUUUUUUUCCUUCUUUUUGCAUUUCAUGUUUAGCUGAAAUGAAGAAAAAAAAAUCAAAAGAAGGGUCAUGGGCGUGCAACGACAGUGUAUAUAAUUACAACGUGUACCUUUUCACAAUGCUCAAGACGGCUCCCACCAUCAUGUCAUGCAUGCCACAUCAUCUCACAUUCACUGUGUCACUUACUCAUAAAGCCGCUAAUGUACAGCUUUUCCUCGUCAUCACACACUUAAGGUGCCAACUGCGUUGCUUGUCACAUAGCAAGAGAGACACUUGGGUAGUCACUCGGAAAGGAGAAAAAAAAAAACAUUUCCCUUCCUAAUUCUUCAAAGGCGUGUUAGCCACUGUUUCUGUGUGUUAUUUGCUGCUUGUAGGCGGCAGGCAAUGACGCAGGUUUGGAAGAGCAAAAGAGAAAAAAAAUACAUUGCUGAAGAAAGCAAAAAAGAAAAAGGGCAGAAUUUUUUUUUUCUGCUUGAUGUUCUGUCAUCAGCCUUGCUUGCGAGCUCUUGUUUUGGAUUCACUGGGGAAAUGACUCCGAUUGCAGGGAGAAAAAAUAUAUAAUAUAGGAAAGCAUGCUGCCUUUGUUAUCACUCCUCAUUUUUCACAUUUUUUCGCAGAUGUCCAUUCCAGCAGAGAAAUAAUAAUAAUAAAGAAGAUAUAUUUUACAUUAAAGUACUCGCUUUAAAAAAAAAAUCUCAGGUGCUUUUGACGCGUGGAACUCCUAAAAGAACGGGCCGCACGGUGCCGAACGGCUCGCGGUGACGAGAAAUAGACAAAAAGAAAAAAAUGUUGAAGCUUGCCAUGCAUUUGGGCAGAAGCCUCGCGUAUCUUUUGCCGUGGUGAAAAAAAUGUGGAACAAAACGGUGAUGUUUUACUCACAUGCAAAAUGUGCCAGCUUGAAAUGGCCCGUGAAUAUGGCAGUGUAGAACGACAGUGAUAACAAGCAGGCGCGGAUGACAAGACAAAUGGGCGUGAUUGUAUAAAAAAUGAGAAAAGCCACAGGAAAAGCCAAUGGUUGGUCUCGAGUGCACGCUGAUUUUCCACAAUCAGACUUAUUGUUGUCCACUUGUUUCCUGUGCCUUACAGUGUUAACAGUCUUCUGUAAGAUGCAGUGUCAAAAAAAAAGAAAAGGGGGACUUGAAGGGAGGCUCUAUUAAAGAUGAAGCAUGCCACCUGAAUAUUAUUUGGAGGGCUGUGUUUCAAGGCCCGACGCCACAUAGGCAUCACGUAGCUUGGUCCUGGAAAUCGGGCCUUUGCAUUUGCAUGCAUAGGGCUCUGUGAGCAAAGAGACUGGUGUGGGAAAAAAAUUUAAAAAAAAAACGACAAAAAAAUUUAGCAGGGUACUUAAGGAUGCAAGACGUAGCACUGUUAAAUUCAGGUGUCUUUUUUUUUUUUUUCGUCAACCAUAGUUGCGUACUGCCUUUUUGUUUGACCAGAGAUUCACGGAGUAUAUUUUUUCUCUCUUCUUGAGGGCUGGACUUUUGUUGGAAGCUUACUUUUUAUCCCUUAAAGUAUAUAGGUCCACUCUGCACGUGUUAAUAGUUUUUUCCAUUGAACUCAUCUGUUGGCAUUUUCUGCAGGGUGGAUACAUGGUUUCAUAGGAGUGUCCGUUUAAUCCGUCUUUUUUUUUUUUCCGCAUGUGUUGUUUGUGCGCGUGUGUCCACUGAGAAUGUGCUUUUUUUUUUUUUUUUUUUGAGCCAGCUAUUUUUUCAAUCUUAUCUACCUCAACUUGUUUUAUACCUGUGUGCAUGUGUAGAUUACAUCAUGUUAUUUUUUGUCACUUUUAUUCAUUGUUCAACAGACGGCAUAGCAGGGGCUGUUUCUCAGGGAAAUAUGUAAGAGCAGGAGAUGCAGGAGAAUAAGAGAGACAGAAAGAAGGUGAUGUGAGAGAGAAAAAACAAAUCAUCAAGCCCUGUGGCUAAUGCCAUUUCACCUGUGUAAUGUUAUGAUAAGCGUUGUUUGUUUUGUCGUCACUUUUUUUUUUACACUCUUCUUUUUCUCUUUUGUGACAUGUCUCCGAUGGUACGUUAGUAACGCAGAGGUGGACCAUGAUGUUGUAUUAUUUCGAGACUUGCUUAAAGAAAAACGUGAAUAUUGUAUCCGCUUAUUGAGCCAUUUUUUGUGCAUUUAGUGAGCUCACUUCUCUACUUCAAACACUUGUUAUCCAGUGUCCUUUUUUUCUUUUUUGUAGUCCUUGUGAAUAAGUUGGCGUUAGUUCCUCUUAGUAGAAAGGAAGGAGAAAGAGGAAGUCUAGUGCAGGUCGGGAGACUCAGGCUUGUUUCGUCGUGCAGUGCCACGCAACCGCGUUGGCCGCACCAGAUGACAGUCUCUGAGGUUUGACACAUGGUGUUGCAUAUAUCCCUGCUGCAUGUAUAUUUUAACGCAUACAUGCACAAUCAUCUCUGUGAGAAGUUUGGGAAGAAGUGCAUUUUUGAGCGUUAUUGAAAGGCUACUCCCACAGCAGGCUGGCAGACCAGUAGUGUGCAGUGAAAGGAGCAACAGACAUGUUGUGCUGCAUAUAACUGCAUGUGUUCGUCACAUCCUCUUUGUUAUUCUGUCCCCCUAAUUUGUACUGCUCUCAUUUGUAUGUUGUAUACAUUGAGCUUAGAAACAUACAAUGUUGUCUAGAGUGCCCCGAGAAAGUACCUGGUGCCGUGCAAGGUAGCUGUGUCGUGGUAAAGCACUAGGUAUUAGUGACUGUUUAUGUUGUUAAAUGAUCGUACCACUCGUUAGUCGUGUUGUGUGUACAAAAAUGUUUACAUUAGCCUGCACAGUCUCAUUGGUACAAUCAAAAGCCUGCCAUCUUUGUUAGGGGCCACAAAUUGUGAUUUUCACUCCGUUUCCGACUCGGGUUGCGGCAAGACGAUACGGUAGCCGAAUGAGAGCUAAGAAACAUUGCUAACGGGUCAGGGUAGGCAGUAGCGUGGCCUGCAAUGAACUUGGCACGUAGGAGUAGUGCUACCUCUGCCCAGUUACACACCAAGCGCCACUUAAGUUCCUACCAUCUUGGUUUAUUCUGCCUUCAGACACCAUUUGUUCAGGCAUCGUUGUCAGUUCUCAAGGCUACAUUACCCGCAGUUGCCCCUAGCUAAAUGGGCAAGAAAAAUUUGUGUGCAUCAUCAUCAAUUCUCGCUUAAAUUUGAUUGGUUGUGUUUGUGGCACUUGCAUGCAGCUAUGUUGCACCUGGACACUUUCGUUAGUCAGCCUUGGUGUGGGAGAAGCCAUUCCUUGUGCAUGACUUAGCAUGUAUCUACAUUUACUCGGUGUCCUUUAGACUGUCGUGUUUCAGAAUAACCUGUGUGGACUUUGGUUAGGUUGUCAGGUGUCGUGUCUGUUGUGCGGUGGGGGGCACUGCUUGUGUCAUGUUUAUCUCGUGUUGGGUAAGCAGCUGCUGUAUGUGUCUGGAAAGUAUGCUCCAGCGCCCAGUGUGAGCAUCCUGUAACCUUUGUAAAAUGCUCGAAAUGUGUUGCCGAGACACACGGGACAAGGCAGUCGCGAGUGUGGUGUCUGGAGUACCACACCGCAGACUUCCUUCUCUGGCGAUGCGGUGUGCAUGUGCACUUCGGGAAGGCACUGUCCUAGACAGACUGGACUUUUUCACGUGUGUCGUAAUGCAAGCGAAUCUGAUCGAAAGUGUGAUGGGCCUCCCCUUCUGCAUGGCCCGAUUUCUCCGAUUUGCCAUAUCCACGGCGAAAUGAUAGACUGAUUUCACUGUAAGCUUCACCACGCUGUCACUGCUGGGAGGGUUGCAGGUUCUCAUAGUUGCUAGUGAACUGAAUGACUACUAAGGCUGUAAGGAGCAUUUAGUUUGUCGCAGGACAGAUUCCCCGGUGACUUCCUUCGUGCAUUCACUGAAACCUGGUAAAAGCCUGCUGUAAAGACUUGUUGCAUAUGCAUCUGUGUCCGAGCACUAUGCUGCAGAUUUGAUGCCCAGUCAUAGUAGCCAAAUCUAUAUAGAGACAAUGUGCUGGAACACUCGUGUACUUAAAUUUAUGUUUAUUUCCAAGAGUCCUGAAUCUGGAGACUUUCACUAAAGGCACUCGCCAUAGCCCAUUUGCUGCUCUGGAACAUUAUGACACCAUCAGUCAGUGAAUGAAUCAACCAAUUGAUUGAGCUCACACAAAAAAGCAGCAGCCAUGAGUGCAAUAUAGCACACUCAGUGGAGGCAAAGAAAAAAAUUCUUAAAUAUUUAUGAGAGCAGUUAGUAUAGGUCACACAACUCAACAGUACCGCAUACGCAAGCUUGGAAGUGGGGCGACUACGUGUUUCAUGGUAGCUGCAGAAAGCGCACGGACACGUACUGUUAGUGUGAUGAAAUCAGUCUGUUAAGGGAUUUGCAGAAGGAGAUCCAUGUAUGGCUAGGAUGUGUAAGAAAGAAUCCUAAUGGAAUGAAAUGUUGCAGAGCCAGGUGCAGAAUUCUUGAGCUUCCCGUCUUGCCAACAGCUUCGAGCAGGCAGUUCAACGUAAGGGACAAUGUGAAAAGUUUGGUCUGAAGGACAAGUCCUGUAGUGUGCAUAUUUAUGAGUUAUGAAUAUGAAGGCUGCGAAAAAUAUAUUAUGUAGCGAGAAGAAAACGAGAAAUGACAAAAUGAAAGUUUACUAAACUGUGGUUGCAAAGCAUGGUACUAUAUGAGGAAAAAUGUUACAGCAAGAACGCAUAUGUGCCUUAAUUUGUAUGGCCUGUUGAGUUGUUAUGUUUAUUUUGCAUUCCCUUCUACUUGUGAAGGGACACUCCUGACUAUUUUUCUUUUCCCUCCUUGUUCACUGUGUUUUUAUGUACUAUUUUUCAAACCGAAUAAGUCCCUACCUCAGAAUGGAUUUUCAGUGCUGUUAAUUUUUUAUUAUUAUUAUUAUUAUUAUUGACUCUUGAUGGCACCACUGCGCCCCCUUCGGAAAGAAUGUGACCUUUUUUUUCUCAAAGGAAUAACAUAUUGGUCACUGGUGAAUAGCUUUGCCGUUUUGCAGCAGAAGUUGUUAACUGUUUGAGAAUUGGAUCCCGUGCUGAAUUGCAGUUAGCUCAAUUUGAGUGCCUUUUUUUAUUCUGAAUUGCAGCUGUGCGCAGACGUUAGUACAGCAACGCAACAUUUGCAGCUUAAGUAUGUCACACUUGCAAGGUCCCUCACUUCCAUCACGGAAGUCAGCUGCUGGGCUCACGAUAGCUGCUCUGCACUUCUGAUCCCAGGUAGCACAUGACACUAUUUAUUAAUUGAAGCAAAACACCUGACUAGUAGUGGGAUAACGUUUGAAUUUUGAAACUUGCAUUGUCUCUAGGGUACAAUGUUGGACUAGGUUAGGUUGCUUCCGAGCACCAUGGCUAAAGGGUGCAGAUGAUGGGAUGAGUACGUCUUUCUUGUCUCGUUGUCUGCAUAGUUUUCUGAGUUGUCCUUUUUUUUAUUCUGCGCUACAGUACAGUCAGACUUCGAUAGUGCCAAAAAGCCUUUUGAGGUAAAACACGUACAACUCAUACCCGAUUCAGAUGGCUCAUCAAGGUAUUCAACCGCCGAGUGUGAGACCACAUAGUACUUCAUUUCUGGUUCUGCUGGCUGCACAAAGCUAGGUGUGGGAAAUUGUCUGUAUACUUUCAUUUGAAAGUGGGUUGAAAACUGCAAUGAACUCAUUCAUUUCCUAGCUACACUAUCAGCACUAAUAGUAUCGCAUGUCUAGGAGGCUUUACAGGCAUUGCCAGUGAAUGGUUUUCCUCAUGUUUUUUUUUUAUGCUGGAGCUCUCUGGCAUCAUUCCAACAUACUCAUUAAACUGUCAUCAUCAGUACCUGAAAAUGCACCUAUGUAAGCCUCUAAAGAUAGGCAGACUGUUUUUGUCUCAUUGUUGCAUACCAUAUUGUUGACUAACAGACAUGUUGCUGAAAAAAAAAUCUGCUGUACUAACAUUGUUGUAUCACUCGAUAGACCAUUAUCGCUCUUCCGUCAGACAAGUAAAUCUUCACUCUUGUGAAAUUUUUGCUGUCGGUUUUUGAAAGCGUGGCUGCACCAGAGGUCUAUCUCUUGCGCUGCUUGCUAUUGUUUUGCCAUUGGCAUGCAAUUAAUUGGUUGCCUUAGCGUUGCAGCCAUGUUAACGAUUUACACCGACAGCUUGUCAGCGUGCUACCUGGGAUCAAGGCUAUUUCACCUAUGCUAUCCAACCCUAAAUCCUGAUCUUGUGCACAAAAGAAUCCACUGCCCCUCAUUUCACGAUGUUUUGAGUGUUUAGGGGACCUAUGAUUAAGAAAAAAAAAGGCACUCGCUUAGUUUUAGUUGGUGCUUACCGUUGUUAUUUAUUGACUGUUACGUAAAAAUUUUUAACAUUGCAUGGCGUCUGGCAGCUUGCACGUUUCAUAUCGAUGCACUUCUUUAGUGUUAGAGAAACACUGCGACAAAACCCAGACCUCAUUGGAACCUUUACUUGCAGAUGGUUUUUACCACCUGUUCUCUCCCUCUCUCUCUCUCUUUUUUUUUUUAUUCGAAUGUAUACUUACUUUAACUAUCACCUGUGACAGAUAGUGCUGCUCCACCUUUUCAGGUAGAUAUUUUUUAAGCAUCAGAAAUUACCCGCAGUGAGAAAUUGCAAUCUCCUAUUCAAUUACAGUUGAAUCGCAAUGUAACAAAUACAUGUAGUUAUACAGUCGACUUCUGUUAAUUUGUCCCUGACAGGACCAACGAAGAUGAUUGACUCGUCCAAUGGGUUGAAUGUAAUUAAGAGGGGGGAAAAGAUGUUGGAACAUGCCGCCGAUUCAUCAGGCAGUAUUUGCUCAAUCAAACGCACACCCUUGUUAUGUUUGUCAAAAAGAAAAACGACAUAGAAAUGAGAGCGCAGCGCAUGCCCAAUUUUUAACACGACAGAACUAGCAUGCCUCCAAAUAGGGCAAUACGGUGAGCCCAGUAAGCUUUAGCUUUUAGCCUGAAGUGACCAUUUAGGCUCACAAAUGUCUCUGUGGCAGGCAGAAAGUACGUCUUUUCAGCAGUGAGCAAUGGGUAUUGGGUUUAUCCACUGUCUCCUAAGCUUGGCUACCACUGAUGCCACAACAAUGGCAUUGCUAUGGGGCUCAUGGUCAGUGUCCGACACGUGGGCUGGCCAGUGAAGGUCAAAUUUCUCAGUGAAGGACAAAAUUAAGAUUGAAAUAACAGAACCCUUGGCCCACAGAAACAUACAGGUACUGGCUGGGACCUUUGGUAGGAUUAAAAAAAAAAAAAACUGAAAGAUUGAAUAUAAAAGAAGUCUUGCUGUAUAACUAAUGCCGGAUAUAAUAACAUAAAUUUGAAAUUUUUGCUAUGUCAACAUGUAUGCUUAUAACGAAUAGUGACAGUGAUAUUGCGUGACAGUAACAUUGCGUUGUACGCAACUUUAUUAUACGUAACAAGAAUCGAAUGUUUAGGGCGAUGCUGUAAUUGCAGGAAUGAAGUUGCGUAACAGCGAAGUCGCGUGCACCAAGUACAAAUUUUAAGAUGCACUAGCUUCGAGACAUCCAUCCCCAAAACCUGUUCCAAACUUGCAAAAACCUAAUCUGAAAUAGCAAGAAGAGGAAAAUUCUUAACUGGAACACAAAUGCAUUCCGUAGCACUGUUUUGAAGGCGGAUAUUUCGAAACUGGUGCUACUGCUUCAUGCGGCUAACCAUACAUGACUUCACGAUUUUGCUCAGCUUCACCACGUCUUCAAGUUUAAAUGAUGAAAAAAAAACCAGUGUUGAUAAUGGAAAUUUUUAAUGAGUUAAACGAGCAUUGCAAUUUGUCGUGCAGGUAAUGUCAGCCUUUUGGGCAAUUCCACCUGAACAGGCGGGAUGGCGCUAUGUGCUCUGGGCAAUUAAAAAGACUUUCAAUUGGAACAAAAUUCUCUUUGUAACUGUACCCUGUCUUAUUGUUUAGAUGCAUCAUUAUCUCAUAUUGACAGCUUUACAAUAUCAGAUUGCAUAUGCCUUACGUUACAGCAUUUUGUUAUGGCAUUUCUAUGACGUACCUUAUGAGAAAUCUUAUGAUGCAAGAAGAAACCAUGACACAGCAGAACAUGGUGAAAAAGAAUGCGUUCAGCAGCUUUAUAUAGAGAAAAAUAUCUGAUUUUAAACAUUGAAUGCUGUAUUGCUUGAUUUUACACACAAAAAAAAAUGUUGCUGCACAAUGACGUGCUAAUGAAUACAUCAAGACAGUCAUAAACAUCCAUUGUGCUGCAGCAGGCAGUUCCAUGUCUUUCUUUUGCACAAUUAUUUUUAUUUGAUACCUUAUUACACUGUGCGUCUGAUGAAGACAAAUUCAGUAUUUAUUUUCAUAACCCUAUACGCAUAUUACCUACGUAGUCAUUACCAGAUGGUAACUAGCAGCUAUAUGCAAUCUCUGUUCUUUUCCACAUAUUGAACCGAGUUCCAUGUUGGUGCUAUGCGUGUUUCUUCAGUGUAUCAUGUUGUGUAACACGUUUGUGGUGACACACAACAUUGGCAGUGUUGACAUGAUGUGUAACCUAAAGAUUUAUGAUUUUUGGCAAACUUAUAUUGCUGAUAUGAUUAAAAAUGUAAAUAUUGCCUUUUA
Rhipicephalus sanguineus (brown dog tick) is the source of this 15528-nucleotide messenger RNA. Its product is annotated as protogenin. Bases 151 to 3792 code for a protein of 1213 amino acids. The transcript has 23 exons. Lineage: Eukaryota; Metazoa; Arthropoda; Arachnida; Ixodida; Ixodidae. Gene Ontology annotation, biological process: axon guidance; cell-cell adhesion. Gene Ontology annotation, cellular component: axon; plasma membrane. The record is from RefSeq and is a predicted model, not a curated record. Gene Ontology annotation, molecular function: protein binding.